Messenger RNA from Pseudocercospora fijiensis CIRAD86, 249 nucleotides. RefSeq lists its product as uncharacterized. The transcript is spliced from 2 exons. The coding region runs from base 1 to 249 and encodes 82 amino acids. The record is from RefSeq and is a predicted model, not a curated record. Lineage: Eukaryota; Fungi; Ascomycota; Dothideomycetes; Mycosphaerellales; Mycosphaerellaceae. Gene Ontology annotation, cellular component: mitochondrion. Gene Ontology annotation, biological process: mitochondrial respiratory chain complex IV assembly.
AUGUCUACUGCUGCGAAACUGACGCUUGCGGGCACCACAUUAGGCGCCAUUGGCAUUGUGGUAUUUGUGCAUCGCCAGCAGAAGCUCGACCAAGCUUUGAUGCAUGCGGGAGUCAUACGCGACAUGGAGCAACAACGUGUCAAGAAGGAGCGUCUGGCAGAUUUCGAAAUGCAGAGGCAAUUGGAAGAGGAGUACAGGAAGCUGCAGAAUGUGAGCGACGGCACCGAAUUUCGGGGCAAGACGAAAUGA